Molecule: messenger RNA, 5559 nt
Organism: Macrobrachium nipponense
Lineage: Eukaryota; Metazoa; Arthropoda; Malacostraca; Decapoda; Palaemonidae
Product: zinc finger protein OZF-like
Exons: 2
Coding region: 1082-2347 (421 amino acids)
Source: RefSeq, a predicted model, not a curated record
UAUCAUACGUAGCAAGGAUUGUGAGGUUUGUGAAAAGGAUUUAUGAAACCCUAUUAUAUUAUUAUACAAACCUUUAUUAUAACAUGAAGAAUGUACAAUAAUUAGAACAUCAGAGUAACAUAGGGAACCCAAUAAAGAAAUUUACAUGAAUCAUACUAAAUAAUCUCUUUUCUUUACUGGAAUUAUUGGUAAUAUUGAUGAUUUGCAGGUUAGUAUACACUGUGCCAUAUUUUAUGCAUUUUACAGACUUACAAAAAUAUCAUUCUAUGCCAAAUUGACCUUAAAAUUAGAGAAUCAUAGGCUAACUUGGCCCAAGGCUAGCUUAACCAAUAGUAGUGUUUUGAUUCCAAAAUUAGCCUAGGCAGAUAUGAACUUAGCCUAUCUCAGACAAUAUUUGCCAGAAGCAAGACUCGAACAUGACAAGGGGUUUGGACUGAAAUUAUGAUUUUUGAUGGAAAAAAAUCUGUAUGCUGCUUGCUUCAGCCUCCAUGACAUUGUAUAUUGUUUGUUACUGAGGAAAACAUUAAUAUACCUGUGUACCAAUGUAACCCCAGUGCACUUCCUAUGUAUUUAUAAUAAUCAGUUUCUUUAUCUUGCAGAUAAUUCGUGAAGCAUCAAAUGCAGACUUAGUGAGAGGUCCUUGGAAAUUAAAGUUACAGUCCAUAAUUGUCAAAAAGGAACUAUUUUUUUGUCUUGUUGGAAGCUUGUUAAGACUGUUGUACUUUUUAUUUUUCUAUUCUCCCUCAGAAGAACCUUCCUUCCUUCGACAGUUUUGAUUAGCAUCAGGAUUUUGGGAAAUGCAUGUUGUUUAAUGGUACUACAUGGAACUUUACCAAUAGCAACUCUUGAAGUGUUUGAGACAACAGUGAAUUAUUGAACGCAGGUUUAACAAAUUUAAACAAGUAAAAGUUGUUUUGAAUAUUAGAUUCAUACAUCAGCAGUGAAAUCUGGUUGUAAUCCUUCAAGAUAUUGUACAUAAUUUUUAACAUAUUUAUUCAGUAAUUAUUUGUAAACAAUUUUAUGUUAAGAGUUGUGAAUUGAACACAUUGGUAUACAGAACAGGACAGAACAUAAGGCUAAAAUGAAUCCAGAACAUUCUUUAGAAUUUCCUUUGAAAAGUGAAACUGAAGGUGCAUUAUCACUACCUUCCAUAAAUCAAGAAAACAGCAACAUGGCUGCCAUUAGUGGAACCAGUGAUGGAGACUUUUUGUCUCUGGAUCCAUUGAUGGACAUCAAAAUAGAGCCAGAGGAUCCAUUGAUGGACAUCAAAAUAGAGCCAGAGGAAUUCUAUGAAUCUAAUGAAGAUGAUGAAUAUCCAUAUGAAAUGAAUUCAACAGUGAAUGAAAAACAUCCACAAACUUGCAAAAAGGAAGUAAAACAAGAAAGAAGGAAUAGUCACAAUGGAGAGAAGCUUUUCAGAUCCACUGACCGUGAAAAAUCAUUUUACAAGAAUAUUAAUCUUACAAGUGAUAUCACAAAUCCUACCAGAGAGAAAUUCAUGUGCAAUGACUGUGGGAAAGCAUUUUCCUUGAAAGGUAAACUUACAAAUCAUAUGAGAAUCCACACUGGGGAGAAUCUAUUCAUAUGCAACGAAUGUGGGAAAGCAUUUUCCCAGAAAUCACAUCUUACAGAUCAUACGAGAAUCCAUAAUGGAGAAAAGCCAUUCAUAUGCAAAGAAUGUGGGAAAGCAUUUUCCUUGAAACGUAAUCUUAUAGCUCAUGUGAAACUCCAUACUGGAGAGAAGCCAUUUAUGUGCAAAGAAUGUGGAAAAGCAUUUUCCCGCAAAACACAUCUUACACUUCAUAUGAGAUUGCAUACUGGAGAGAAGCCAUUCCUGUGCAAUGAAUGUGGGAAAGCAUUUUCCAAGAAACCACAUCUUACACUUCAUGUGAGAAUCCAUACCGGAGAAAAGCCAUUCAUAUGCAAGGAAUGUGGGAAAGCAUUUUCCCACAAACCAAAUCUUACACUUCACAUGAGACUUCAUACUGGAGAGAAGCCAUUUAUGUGCAAAGAAUGUGGGAAAUCAUUUUCCCAGAAAUCAAAUCUUACACUUCAUAUGAGAAUCCGCACUGGAGAGAAGCCAUUCAUGUGCAACGAAUGUGGGAAAGCAUUUUACCAGAAAUCAAGUCUUACACGUCAUAUGAGAAUCCACAUUGGAGAGAAUCUAUUCAUGUGCAAGGAAUGUGGGAAAGCAUUUCCCAGGAAAGAUAAACUUACAAUUCAUAUGAGAGUCCAUACCAGAGAGAAGCCAUUCAUGUGCAAUGAAUGCAGGAAAGCAUUUUCCAAUAAAUCAAGUCUUACACGUCAUAUGAGCUUGCAUACUGGAGAGGAAAAAGAAACAAAAUGAUAAAAUAAACCAGUUAAGGGCAGAGAUCUCUCAAAUGACCAACUAUAUGAGAGAUCAAAAUCACUCACAAAAUCUGCUCAAGAAAAUUAGGAAAAUAAAGAAAAAUACAAAAUAGGGAUGAACAAGUGAGUGUUAAACUGGCAGAACACCAAACCAAUAUAAAGGCCCUAGCUUCGCAAAUAGGAAACAAACAACAGAAGAUAAAAGUAAAACAAAUAAGUAGGCAGUUUGGUGAAAAUUCAAAGAUUGUGUAUAGGAAGAUGACAAAAGAAACAGUUGAGGUACGAACACCACCGAGCAAGGAAGACCUAGAGAAAUUUUGGAAGCCAUUGAUUGAAGACCCUAGACAACACCAAGAGAAUUCAUGGAUUGACACCAUUAGGCAGAAGAACAACCAGAAAUAGCAAAUGCCACCAAUAAGGUUCACCAUCGAAAAAGUAACAAAACUAUAAGCAUAUAAUAAUUUCAAGACACCAGGAAUAGACAAGAUCUGAAAUUUCUGGCUAAAAAUGAUCACAGCACUACACCACACUUAUAUGCAAGCCUUUUCAAGAAUAGUAAAAGGAGAAGAACCACCAGAGUGGCUCACAACAGGAAGCACCAACCUUCUCCCUAAAAAUAUAGGUCCAUCUGCUGCCUACCAACAACAUACAAAUGGCUCACAGGAGUCAUAGCAGACGAGAUCUAUGAACAACUAGAUCAAGGCAAAUAUAUGGAAAAAGAACAAAAGGGAUGCACAAGAAACAAACUAGGUAAUAAAUAUCAACUGCUAAUAAACAAAACAAUAUUAGAAGAUUGUAAGAAAAGACAAAGGUAGAGGAAGGCAUGUUUGUUGAAGACCUGAUAGAGGAGUCUGCAUAUAAGAACAUGGGAAUACAAGAAAACAGUGGCAUGGAACACAAGAAAAAGAGAUAAAAGAUGAAGAAAAAAUACAUCAGCCACUUAAAGAAGAUCUGUAAUUCAGAACUAACACCAAAGAACAAUAUCACUGCCAUAACCCAGCUGAUGAUACCAGUGGUGACUUAUGGUUUUGGUAUUGUAGAUGGACAUUAAAACCAGGAAGAUUCUGACCCUACAUAAAUUCACAUAUAGACACCAGUGUAUGGACAGAAUGUACCUCCUUCACAGAGAAGGUGGAUUAGGCCUGACUGAGAUCAACCAGGCCUACAGAGCACCAAUAGUAAGUCAAGAGUAGUACUUAAAAAGUUCUGAGGAUGGAAACAUCAAAAAGGUUGCCCAACACCACAGGCUAAGAACUUCGCAGGAGAUCUGAACAGACGCAAGCAAAAAUGAUAGCCAGGAAGACCAGGCAGAAAUACAGUCAGGGAGAGAAGAAACUUAGAAUGGAAAGGUAGAAAGACAAUGGAAGUGCAGAAAGAUUUCAAGAAGAACUGGACAAAAAAGUUGAAUUGACAACGAAGAAUCACUUAGAUGGAUAAGAAAUGGAGAUCUAGGUUAUGAUGGAGAAAGUAUGAUAAUAGGAGCACAAAAUCAAGACCUAACAAACAGCUUCCAGAAAAUGCCAGGCAUAUCAGCAAAUGACCAGUGUAGGUUUUGUCUGCAGCGGUUAGAGUACGAAUUAUCUGAUAUCAGCCUGCCAGACCAGGUCUCACAGCCCACCACAACAAAAUAUGUAAAGAAUACAGAAUUGAAGUGAAAGGAAAAGUGUGGGAGCAUGAACCACAUCCAAUCACCUCCAAUAGGGCUGUUGCCAUCUUUUAUGACAAGGAAAUUCCAACAGGAAGAUAUAUAUAGAAGGAGGUGCUAUGAGACUUGAUAUUGUGAUCUGGAACAAGGAGAAAUAAACAGCAAAGAUUAUAGAUGUGACAGUACCCAGUGACUUUGGCCUCAAUAGAGCUGAAAGGCAUAAAAUAACAAAAUACCAAGACCUGAAGAGUGACCUGAAAAGCACAUGGGAACUGAAGGAAAUAAAAAAAAAAUACCUUUAGUGGUAAGAGCAACAGGUCUUUUAAAGAAAAAUCUGAGAAAAUAUUUUCAUGGUAUACAAAGUUGCCCAGUAUAAAUGAUGUGCAGAUUGCUGCCCUCAAAGCAAUGGUAAACACCUUAAAACGAGCCCUUGGAUAUAAGGCUAGUGGAAUAUAAAGGUGCAAAUAUAGACCCCAGGCUGGGGCCCAUUGCACCCCAGAUAUAAAUUGAAAAUUAGAAUAACAUAAGCGAAAGAGAAACCAUUUAGUUGCUCUACAUGUCAAAAAAGUUUUUCUCAACCAAGUCCUCUCAAAAGACCCGAGAAUUCACACUAGACAGAAACUGUUUACUUGAUCUGUGUCCAAGUAGUUUUUGUUACAUGAUUUUAUUUAACUUGACGCCUGCGUCUGUUUUGAAUGAAGGUGUCGCAAAAGGUGUGUAAAAACUCCUGCUAGAAAGAAGUCAUAUCCUGUAUCUGCACUUGGUUUCUGAGAAGUCUUUUUUUUUCAUUAGGUUCAUCUUAGAAUGAAUAUGUUAACUCAGAAGAAAGACGUCAUUCUUCCACACGAUGUGCAUAGAAACAGUUUUUCUCUUGUAGAUUCAUAACAUAUGUGAGCACUCAUGAAGGAUAGAUAGUUCUUUUACACUGCAUGUUGUACUUUUAUCUUGUAUUCUGCAAAUCACAGUCAUUGGUUCUGAAUGCCAGACUGUUUUUCAGGUGUCAAAAUGCACAAGCAAAGUCACUCAUCAGAGAGGAUUUUCAGUUGCACUGACAGAUUUGUUAAUGUUUUGCACUCCAAAGUAAGUUGCACUUGAUGUUGAGAUAAUUACCGUGAACUUGUCUGCAAAAUCUAUAGAAAAGAAAGGCAACAGCAACCUAAGGGACGAUAAAAAGAAAAACCUCAUUUAUAUUUUUAUGAUCCAAUUCUUGACCAACAUCAUUGCUGUUACUCAAAGAAGAGAAGGAGAAUCUGGAGGAGGGUCUCACUGAAAAUGCAGAUGAAGGCUCUUCAUUUGCAGAGUCUUUAUUAGAAGUCAAGGCAGAGCCAAAGUAUUUUGGCCAGAGUGAAUUUGAUGCAAAAUGGCUGUGUAACGUUUAUGCAAAGGUAAAAUAAAUUACUUUUAAUUUUUCUCUUACAAUUGUUCUCAAUGAACACUGUACAGUGCUAGGUUAAGAAAUUUUCCUUUGCCUUCUCCACUUUUCUUGGUCCUGUGUAUUUUUUCAAUGAUUUCCAAAUAAAGAAUUAGUAUUGUCUUUAGCUGACAUGGUUUUCUUCCUUUUGUUA